Penicilliopsis zonata CBS 506.65 is the source of this 2229-nucleotide messenger RNA. RefSeq lists its product as hypothetical. Bases 1 to 2229 code for a protein of 742 amino acids. The transcript is spliced from 10 exons. Gene Ontology annotation, molecular function: zinc ion binding; DNA-binding transcription factor activity, RNA polymerase II-specific; DNA binding. NCBI's taxonomy places the organism in Eukaryota, Fungi, Ascomycota, Eurotiomycetes, Eurotiales, Aspergillaceae. Gene Ontology annotation, biological process: regulation of DNA-templated transcription; DNA-templated transcription. The record is from RefSeq and is a predicted model, not a curated record.
AUGGCAGAAUGUUUUACCGCCUUCCGUCUGUGGCUGUUGCUUUUCUUUGCUUAUCUCCCACUUCCAGCUGGUGCUUGCUCACCUCACGACAAGCGAACUGGUCAGUCGUCUGUUGGAUCAGGGGGGAGGAGAGACCCUUUGCUAACUAGUGAACUAGUGAUUCAUCUCAGACAGCGAAAUCCCCGGUAUUCGACAUCGUCUACCGGUGAGAAGAGGAGCGAGGAGUCAGGGCUCCGUCUCCAAUGCAAGCGAUGUCGAGCCCGGAAGUCAAAGUGUGGAGGCACUCCGCCGCUGCCGUGCGGUCGCUGCGUGAAUGACGGACAUCGGUGCGAAUGGGAAGAGGCUGAGAAACGGUUGACGAUCACAGUGAGAGAGUAUAAUCAACUUCGAGGGCAAGUGGCUGCUGCUGCACAACGAGGUGAAACUAUCAGUAAUACCACUACAUCUCCCGCCACGGCACAUAGUUCGGUUCAUGGGCCACAACCCGGAAGAGACAGUCCGGCAGAGCGGGAAGAUUACUGGACCCGUGGGAUUGACAAUCUGCUGGUGAACCAAUCUGGAGAGCAUCGGUUCUUGGGUCCGACGUACGCCCUCAACUUUGCUCGAAGACUCAAUCCGACAUGGAACAGCCUGGCCUGGGAUGUUCGGCCGUUAUAUGAUGACCCUAACUCACUACGACAACCAACUGACCCAAGAAUUCCACCGUUACCCUCACUUGAGUCUGUAAAGCGGCUGUUCUGGGUGCAUUAUUCCUUCAUUGGCACCAUCUUCUCUUUCAUCGACCCGGCCAUGUUUGAAGAGCGACUGGACAAGAUGUACAACAAACCGGCAGACUUCGCCAGCCCAGAUUCGUGUCUGGUAUACUGCCAGGUCCUCCUUGUCAUCGCCUUUGGGCUGUUGUAUUCUGUAAACCAGUGGACUGGCGAGGAGGGUCCGCCCGGAUUCAAAUUCUUCAAAUAUGCAUUACGCCUUCUGCCGGAUAUCCACGAGGAGGGCUCGAUCUUCUUUGUAGAGGUUUUAUGUUACGUCGCGUAUUAUAUGCAGAACCUGAACAGGCGAGACGCUGCGUUUCUCUAUGUCGGUCUGGGUCUUCGCAUGGCCAUCUCGCUCGGCUUGCACCAAGAAGUCUCCGGAGAGUUUACCGAUUUUGAAAGAGACCGUCGUCGACGGGCAUGGUGGUCUGUUUACAGUCUAGACAGGCUCCUAUCUGUCAAGUCCGGGAAUCCGAUCACUAUCCACGAUGAGGAUAUUAGCACUGAAUGGCCGAUUACAGCAGUAAGCUCAUCUCCUUCAUAUCAGUGGCGUUCUAUAGUCCUGAUCAAUUACACCCAGCUGUCCAGGAUUCUUGGGCGAGUGGGUGAAGAAAUCUAUCGCAAGAAACCCCGAUCUGGAACAAGUCUGCUGGCUUCAGUACAAAGGAUCACAAACGAUCUGUCCUGCUGGCUUCGGGACCUCCCAGAGCGGUUGCGCAUCGAGUUCUCCAAUCUGCACAAUCAGAUCGACCGCGAGUCAGCCUCGAUAUUUCUACAUUUCUACUCGUGCAUCAUCAUGACCGUCCGUCCCCUCGUCUUCAAUGUCAUCCAGCGACGGCUAGAGGCCGACGCUGUAGGCUCCGCUCCAGAUGACUGGAAGCAAGGUUUAUCACAAACAGCCGUGUCGGUGAUUGAAAGCUGCAUCACCGCAGCUCGUGCAACAAUAUUCAUCAUGAACGCGUCGGCGCAGCGGAAUCUCGUGGCAACCUACGGUUAUUUCGAUGGAGAAUAUGCAUUUUCCGCCGCUCUGCUCCUGGUCAUGGUCAAUGCAGCCUUCCCGUAUAACGAGGCGAACGCGCUGGCCAUGGAGGCCGCUAUCCAUCUCCUACGUGGGAUGGGUGAUCGUGGAAACAGAUAUAUCGAAUCCCGGCACGCCCUGCUCCUCGACCUUCGGGCAUCCAUGAAUUCCAAACAUAAACCACCACAGGGGCCACAGGAGUCUGCAUCGGUAACCCUCGAGCCCCCGGGAACCUCCCAGCCGAUUGGGGUGCCCAAGGACCCCCAAGGAGACAUUCAGGAAGCAGGAAGUGGGCCGAUGCCCGAGUGGCCACUGCCAGGCUCUAUGCCAGCUGCAAGAGAUAUUGAUUUCACAUUCGACAUCAAUGAUGAUCCAGGUUUGUGGGACAGGGUCCUGAAUGCCAUCCAUAUUGACGAUGCGGAUAUGAUUGAUUGGACAUUGAGGAGAGAAACCGCAUAG